This is a messenger RNA of Linum tenue, 1435 nucleotides long. NCBI's taxonomy places the organism in Eukaryota, Viridiplantae, Streptophyta, Magnoliopsida, Malpighiales, Linaceae. The record is from the annotation of a GenBank genome assembly.
AUGCCGGAUUCUUCUCGGCGAACUUCGACUCCCAAAGAGAAUGUCCAGUGGAUCUCGCUCCAGAAGCAUCUCGUCUUCACUUUUGCCAUCGCCGAGUUCAAAGGUACCGUUGCUGCUGAUAGCAACGGAAUUUCGACCUGGACUCCUCCCAUUAGCAGCGCAGCCAGCCGAGCUCUCCCUCUCCCAUCUUCUUCCUCCGGCCGCCCCAUCUUCUUCCUCCUCAAGCCCUGCGCCGCCGGCCCCCUCAUCUUCUUCCUUCGCCAGGCCCGCAUCGCCGGCCGCCCCAUCUUCUUCCUCCGCCAGCCCCGCGCCGCCAAACCCACGUUCGAGGUCCUCUUCCUCUCCCUCGCCAGCCCCGCGUCGCCAUCACGGAAACGAGAAGACACAUUCCAACAGCACCCAAGGAGCUUUCCCCUUCUUGAUUCCUCCUCCAGCAGAGAAGCUCCAGCCGCACCUCUGUCUGCUGUCGACCCAUUCCAGCUGAACUUUAUGCAGUUGCCUGCAGCCCAACAGAUCCUUUGCUGGUAGCAACUAAACAGAACAUAAUUAAUUUUUUCCAAGUUCGUAUAACAAAACAUAACUGAGAGAACGGACGAGACUUUCCCUUGAGUUGUAUGAUAAUCAAGAAUCAGAAAACAGAAUGAAGCAACUAAACAGGUUUUCAGUUCUGAACUCAGUUUCAGAACUCACCAAAAUUCUCAGCUAAACAAGGUUUUUCCAGGUUUUGUUUUCCAGGAAAUGACAGUUUCGUUUUCAUUUUAAUUUUGUUUUCUGUUGUGGCAGCUAACAGAAAUGGAAUGGCAAGUAAACGGCACAUUAGUUGCUGACAAUUUCCAAAUUACUUCAACUUGAGUAACCUGACAGGGAGUCCUGAUGUAGAAAUAUCAUGUUAGCAAAAUAUGGGACAACAUUAGACCAAAGUGCCCCACUGUAGCCUGGUUUGAGUUAGUUUGGCAACCUUUCUCCAUCCUUAAAACUCCAUGAUCUCAUCGUUGAUACAACAUAAUAAAAUCAAUGCAUUGGAUAAUGUCUUAAAAUGGAAACCUGAGAUUAACACUACCUGUCCUCUCUGUCUCUCUGAGUCAGAAUUUGGAGAAUAUAUAUACUUUCACUGUGUGUUUGUCUAUGAAGUGGUUGCUAUCUAUUUCCUCGGUAGCUGGAAUUGUCACCCUGCAACUGGUUGCGAAGAAGGCUUGUUGGCUGCAGUUUCAUGGUUUAAGCAUUGUAAGGUAGAGAGGCUAGUGUGGAACUUAGUGCAUGGUUAGUGAAGUAUGGAGGGAGCAUUAUCGAAGGCUUCGUGGCCGUCAACAAUUGAAGGUUGGUGAACUGUGCAUAUAAUGCAGUAAGUGCUUGAAUGGAAGCUUGUUGGAGAUCCCAAAUUGGUUCAGGCCACAACUCAAAAGCAGCUUUGGUUUCAGAUAUAGUUAUCUAUGUU